CGAAGUAUUUCUACAAAAAUAGAUGUUCAAGAAAAUGGUUUUAAAGCUGAUGGUGUAUUGGAGUUUUUUGAGCGACCCAUGCAAAUUCCAUUGUUUUUGCUCGAGGUAUCGGAAGGUCCCAAUAAUCCGGACCCAGAUAAAAUUAAUGAAGAUAGGCAAAAGUUGAUGAAUGAGGGUGUUUUUGCCAUCAAUAAGUUUAUGACAAGAACGGGACUGCCAACGUGGGAAGUAUGUAGUACAUUGAAGGUUUUCUUGGCUCAAGGAUUUGCAUCUUCUACAAAAGAUAUUCCGCAACCUAUCGACUCACGGAGUGAGGGCACUAACGUGCCUGAAGAAAUGAUUAUUCCUGAUGAAAUAGAACAUAGCUCAGCGAAAUCUGAAUCUUUAACGGAACUUGAAGAAUCAGAGAUUCAAUGCUCUGCAUCACCCUCUGCAACCUCUUUACCACAAGAUGAUAUAUCCAAACAAAUGUCAGAAAACAUAUCUGAUAUAUCUGAUAUCGCUUCAAAUUCUGGCGUAUGUCAGAAGUCGAAGACUUGUAAAUCAUUGGAAGAUAAGGUGAUCGAUAAAUUCCUGUAUGAG
Molecule: messenger RNA, 582 nt
Organism: Racocetra fulgida
Lineage: Eukaryota; Fungi; Glomeromycota; Glomeromycetes; Diversisporales; Gigasporaceae
Source: the annotation of a GenBank genome assembly